AUGCAAGAAAUUUGGUACACUUUAAAUUUAAUACGCAGCGCACGUGCUGUCAUGCAUUUGGUAUGCCUCCCCCAUCCCAUCCUUCCCACCUCUGGCCCCUGCUAAACGAGCCCAGGUGACCAUCAAAAUUAACCUGGAAGCCAUAUGCGCAGUAUAGAAUUUGAAUGUCAAAUUUCGUAUGUCUCUUGGGGCUGUAUCUGCACAAAACUGAAUUCUAAGGUUUGAGUUGCACGUUCUUUUUCAUUGUACAUCAGCUAGGGUCACGCACUGGUUAAUUCACCAAACAUUUUGACCUACUACGGGCGAGUGGCAAUGAAGCAGGUGGGUUGCCAAGGAGGCUCGAAAAAACACUUUUAUGUAGUACGUUGUGAGCAACAGAAAGCUGUAUUGGGAGUUUUUGGUGUUGCUCUACAAUUUUCUCAUUGGCACUUUCACAAUUAGGACAGUAUCUCUCGAGUUAGGUAAUGAAUUACAAUUAACAAAUUAAAUCACAGUAACGAAAAAAUUAUUGGCGUCUACUACACUGUACGGAAAACAAUACGCACUAGGUUUGCUUCGCGUAACGCCGUUUCUCUCCCCUGUAUACCUUCCAUACCAGAAUGGUUGAGAAAACAAAAAUGAGAAGUGAUGAAAGACCUAACAAAUUCUUAGACAAAAUGUAUUAGAACAAGAUGAAAAAUGACAUACUGAAAGAAAAUUUUGACAAUGUGGUAUAGUUUGGAAAUUUGGCAAGAUAAACUUCUUGCGUCCGCAAUAAAUUUGUAAAAAAGCGUUCUGUCACCGUGGGCAUCUGUAACGCCCUAUUUAAUGCUUAACUUUAAACUAGCUUUUCACAAAUAUAUAACAUCCCUCGGCGGCGCAAUUAUCAGAGCACACCAUACAAUGUAGCGCACAGCAAUCUUGUAAACAAAAGUUAAAAAAAAAACCGUCGUUAGCGACACCUGUAAAGCCUGUUCAACAGCCAUGUUAGGACCAUGUCUAGACAACUAGUCUGUGGUGCACUACGCAGCUACGCUACGCCGCAUGCUUUCAUUCUUGUUGUGACUUCGCUUAUUUACUUGCUCCACGUUGGUUUUUUACUUUUCAUACCUUUCCUGAUUUUUUACUAUCAUACCUUUUCUCUUCUUGCUUGCUCAAUUGACCGUAUCAUUAUUAUUAUCCAUUUUUUCUGAGUAUCUAUAAAUUGCAUUAUUACUUUUUAUUAACACUAACAUCAUUCUUUAACUUGUGUGUACUUUUUUUGUCUUUUUUUUUUCAACUUUACUAAUCAUUGUCGUGCAUUUUCUUUAAUACUCUAACUUUUUCUUUUUAUCUGUAUAUAAUCUUUCAUUUUCUCACUUAUAUCUUCUUUCCUUUUUAUUAGCUUUCCUUACUUUAAGUUUCUUUUAUCAUGUCCGUGCCGACGCAUGCCUAUGUGCGGUACCAUGAUGGUGCGAGCGCUCUCGUCGCAGUCGGGCUGAUCCGUGAGUUUUCGCCUCAGUCGGUGAGCGAUGUGGCAAAAAACAAGCUCGUGUAUUGGGCGGAACCAGGCGAAGAGUCCGAGGACUAUUACCCGGCCGAUGUGGUGGUUCUUGGUGUGUCUAAGAAGGACCUCAUCACCUCGAUGGCGAAAAAAAGGAUCGCCGUGCCGUCGACGGAAUUUGAUUGCCCACCGAGCCAGGCCACGUCAGUUGUGGCUCCGAAGCUCGCUCGCCAGGCGGCUCGGGAAAAUAUGCAACUCUCAAAGAAGGCCAAGGAGAUGGCAAUAUUGAGAAAGAAAAGAUCAAGGAGCAGCAGCCAUUUCUCCGAAAGUGAGGAUGAUCUCGUGGAAAAGAGCCUCUUCAAAAAGGAGCAAAGAAGGUGCAAGGUGCUUGAGGAGAAAAACCGAGUGCUGUACGAGAAGCUAAAGAAAGAACGACUGAAGAAUGAAAAAUUGCAGGCGCUGCUGACAACAAAAUUCGAUAUGCUGUUGACAAGGCUACAAGGCAACAGCAGAUUGGCUUCUGUUGCCACUGAAAUGGAUUUGGAACAUCCAAGUCUGGAGGAUGACAUUUUCCAGUCCCAAAGCCCAGGCAUGGACAUGGUUAGCACGGAGUCUUUUGAGGAUGUGGUGCCUGCUGCAUCAACUGCAGCCAGCAGGACCGUGGCACAGGAUGUGGCGCCUGCUGCACCAACUGCAGCCAGCAGGACCGUGGCACAGGAUGUGGUGCCUGCUGCACCAGCUGCAGCCAGCAGGACCGUGGCACAGGAUGAGGUGCCUGCUGCACCAGCUGCAGCCAGCAGGACCGUGGCACAGGAUGUGGCACCAACAGAACCACCUGUAGCCAGCACGGCCUUGCCACAGCAACAAGUGGGGGGAGGGGAAAUCCCGCAGCACCUGCCACCUCUCUUCAAGGAUGAAAAUGGCCAGGUCCACAUUGGAUAUGGGAUUGUGGUCCCUUCGAACAAAUGGGCCGCAUUGAUGUGCGUGCCACGCGACUCCCUCUUUUGCAAAGAGGGGGCACGCGUUUUGUGGACAGCGGCCGACCUAAAGGAGCGCAGUGUGAAGGGCCAAGUGUGCAGAAGGUUCGUCAAGAACCCUGAGAGCUUGGCUAAGAAGCCAAUGACCCCAAAAAAACUUCUGGCCUUGAACAAUGCAUUUUCUCACUUUGUGGAUUUGCAUCCUGACGCAAAGAAUCCUUCUGAAAGAAAAAAAAAGCUCAACUACUUCCUCGCAGAGAUGCUGCAAGACAUGAGGAAAAAAUAGCACUGGCCAGUUCAGCCGACAGCUGAAGAGGAGCAAUUCUUCGUUGUGACGCCGGCACCCAUUAUUCAAAGGACAUAUGCCAUAUGCUAAAUAAAAAUAUUUGUGGCUAUAAUCCGAGACGUCAUUUUUAAGGGCUGGUUUGAUGAAGCUCUACUACCGCCACAAUCAUUGGUCAAACCACCUAGAAGCUUUGGACACUUCAGAGCUUGUGACACUAGCCACAGAUGCCACCACUGGCCAAAGCUAUUCAUGUUCCCAGCAUGAGCACAACGUGUUAGCUGUGUUGGUUGAUCUGCUGGAGCUCAGUGCGGACACCGAAUGGCAUCUUCUUUGUGUGUAUGCGAAAUGCAUAUUGUGUGUGCCACAUGGUGUUGCGACUUCCCAUAUGAACUUCAGUGUUGUGCGUGUGCGUUGGGUGCGGUGAAGUGUGUGAUGAGAGUAGAGUUAUCGAGGAGCGAAUACUUGGAAGUGGAGCUGCAGGGCGUGUCACGUGUGACAAGUGAUCUCUGGAGGAUGAGUCAAUUGGAAGACCACAGCUAAGCCCCAACUAUAUGGAAGCUUUGUAUGUGGCAACGUUUGCAACGCUGGACUUGACGUGCACCACUGCAAGCCAAAGCUUUUCCUGUCAACGGCGUGAGCAGUAGCUGACACGUACGGUUGUUGGUCUGCCAGAGCUUGACACCAAACGACACUGUCUUCGCAGUAUAUGUAUGACACUAGUCAUGGACGUACUGCUGUUAGACAAGGAAAACUACC
Messenger RNA from Dermacentor silvarum, 3481 nucleotides. RefSeq lists its product as uncharacterized. The record is from RefSeq and is a predicted model, not a curated record. Bases 1391 to 2725 code for a protein of 444 amino acids. The transcript is spliced from 15 exons. Gene Ontology annotation, biological process: negative regulation of DNA-templated transcription. Lineage: Eukaryota; Metazoa; Arthropoda; Arachnida; Ixodida; Ixodidae. Gene Ontology annotation, molecular function: DNA binding.